Messenger RNA from Clavispora lusitaniae ATCC 42720, 1290 nucleotides. It is a transcript of the gene NUP49, whose product is annotated as FG-nucleoporin. The record is from RefSeq and is a predicted model, not a curated record. Gene Ontology annotation, biological process: nucleocytoplasmic transport. Gene Ontology annotation, molecular function: structural constituent of nuclear pore. Gene Ontology annotation, cellular component: nuclear pore. Lineage: Eukaryota; Fungi; Ascomycota; Pichiomycetes; Serinales; Metschnikowiaceae.
AUGUUUGGCGCCACAUCAAACAACACAGCUGCGCCUUUUCUGUUUGGCUCCAGUAACCAAUCUGGUUUUGGAGCUGCUUCCAACAAUUCCACCGCCACCUUUGGUAGCCAGCAAAACAAACCCGCAACUGGACUUUUUGGCUCAUCCACUGCUACCCCUGCUCCUUCAACAGGAGGGGGUUUGUUUGGAAACACAGCCACACAAAACCAAAACCAAAACCAGAACUCCACUUUUGGUGCACCCGCGUCGAGUGGCGGCGGUUUGUUUGGACAGAAACCUGCAACUACCUCUGCUCAAAGUACGGCAUUUGGUUCGAAACCUUCAUCCUCUGGUUUUGGCACCGCAGGUUCUGGAGGAGGCUUGUUUGGCUCGGCAAGUAACACAGGCGCAAACACAAACAACGCAACCAAUACCACAGGCGGUGGUUUGUUCGGUUCGUCAACGAAUAAUGCAUCAACGACCGGUGGUUUGUUUGGAUCCACGAAUAAUACUUCUACAGGUGGAGGUUUGUUUGGGGCCAAGCCCGCCGCACCUGCUGGAGGAAACUUAUUUGGCACCAACUCUGCUUCCGGAGGUCUUUUCGGCGGCAACUCUGGUGCAUCCAAUGGGAACACAUUUGGCCAAACAAAGCCAAGUGGAGGUUUGUUUGGCACAUCUAACACUGGAUCAACACAAUUGGGGCAAAACCAGCAACAACAGCAACAGCAACAACAGCAACAACAGACCCAACUCACAGCAAUGACCAGAGUCGGUGACCUCCCACCACAGUUCAAAAAGGAGCUUGAAGACCUUGAUAAGUACAUCAGCACGCAACAUCUUAUUGCCACAACCCUCAAUGGGGAUCUCCAUAAACAUGACCUGCUCAUUAAAUCUAUACCAACGGAUGUUGAUUACUUGCACGUAAAAAUUUCGUCGAUAAAGCAAGCUUUGAAAUUCGACAUAGAACAUCUUAAAGAUAUCAAAUCUGUCAAUGACGAGCUCACAGAGGAUAUCAAUAAUAUCAUGCAGCUAAUCGUGCAACUUUCCACACCGGGGUCUAAGUUCACCUCCUCGUUCCAGUUGAACGAUUUUUUCGUUAAGAGAAUCAAAAAGUACCGAGAUCUCUUGGAUGUAUACGAGGGCGUGAUCAACGAAAGUAAUGAAGCCAUUUCUGGCUUGGAAAGAUCGUGUAAUGAAACUUAUGGCAAUAUUUACAAUGUGGUGGAGGUGGUCAAGAACCAGUAUGCUUUGUUCAUGGAGUUGUGCGAAACGCUUGCAGAGAUCCAUAAUGAGGUUGACCGCUACGCUUAG